Messenger RNA from Saccostrea cuccullata (small rock oyster), 479 nucleotides. RefSeq names its product laminin subunit alpha-1-like. Lineage: Eukaryota; Metazoa; Mollusca; Bivalvia; Ostreida; Ostreidae. The record is from RefSeq and is a predicted model, not a curated record. Gene Ontology annotation, cellular component: basement membrane. The annotation marks the transcript as partial. The transcript is spliced from 2 exons. Gene Ontology annotation, biological process: tissue development; animal organ morphogenesis.
CCAUGCGUGACGGGCCGGGAAAUUCAGAGAGCGUCUGCUUUCUCCAUAGGUGUAGAGAAGUCAGAAAUCGGAUAAAAUGAUUUUUCUACAAAUGGGUACAUUUUUAUGAAUAAUAUUGAAAAAUGAAAGAGGUGACCUGGUUUGUGCUUGUCUUUUGGAUGUUAAUUUUACCUGUAAUCAAAUGCCAAGAUGUAGGGUUAUUUCCAAACAUCCUGAACUUAGCAACAAGGUCUACCAUAACUGUAAAUGCUACCUGUGGAGAAGAAAAGAGUGAGGUUUUCUGUAAGCUUGUGGACCAUGUCAAAAUUUUCCCAGACCAGAACUCUCACUGUGACAUCUGUGACGCGAGGAGUCGAGACGAGAGGCGCCGUCAUCCCAUCACUAACGCUAUCAACGGCAGGAACUCAUGGUGGCAGAGCCCGACACUAACCAAUGGAGCCCUGUAUAAUUAUGUAACAAUUACUCUGGACCUCAAACAG